CGCUGAAUUCUUAUCUGUUCAGUCUGAAGACUCACUACAGCUGUGUGUAAAUCUCUUUUACUAUGGCUUUAGUGGACACACUUCUCCUGAAUGUCUCCAGCACAGGAGCUUUACUCGCUGCUCUUCUGCUGCUUUUGGUUAUUUAUUUCUGCUUCAGGUCUCCAGAAGAUGACCAAGAACCUCCAGGACCCAAACCACUGCCACUUGUGGGAAACCUGCACAUUCUGGACCUUAACCAACUUCAUGUGAGCCUCUGGAAUUUAUCCAAGAAAUAUGGGUCAGUGUUCAAAGUUCAUCUUGGACCCAAAAAGAUUGUGGUUUUGGCCGGAUACAAGACGGUUAAACAAGCACUGGUGAACCAGGCUGACGAAUUUGGGGAAAGAGACAUAACACCCAUAUUCCAAGACAUCAAUAACUUACAUGGAAUCAAGUUAACAAAUGGUGAUAGGUGGAAAACCCUGAGAAAAUUUGCUCUCUCAACUCUUCGAGACUUUGGGAUGGGAAAGAAACUGAGCGAAGAGAAAAUUAUUCAGGAAACGCGAUAUCUGCGUGAAGUUUUUGAGACCUCCCAAGGAAAUCCUUUUGAUACAACCCAGCCAGUACAUUAUGCCGUUUCUAACAUCAUCUCAGCUAUUGUUUUUGGAAAUCGGUUUGAAUAUGAGGACCCAAAGUUUAACAAAAUGGUUGACAGUGUAAACCAGUUAAUCCUCAUGUUGGGCUCUGCUUCCAUACAGAUCUACAACGUGUUUCCAGUGCUUAGGCCGUUGCUGAAGACCUGGAGACUGCUAGUGGAAAGUGGGGAGAAAUACCAUGCUGAAAUACAGGUGCAAGUGGAUCGCUUGCGGGAGACUUUAAACCCUUUUGACUGCAGAGGAUUAGUCGAUGCCUUCCUCAUCCAAAAACAAAGCUCAGAGAAAUCUGGAGAAAAAGAUUCGCAGUUUAACGAUCUGAACCUGCUCAUGAUUUUGUCCAACGUGUUGGCUGGCGGCACUAUCACCACCGGCACAACGCUACGCUGGUGUUUACUGCUCAUGGCCAAAUAUCCUCACAUACAAGAUCGCGUUCAUGAGGAAAUUGACAGGGUGCUUGGCGGACGUGAACCGGUUACAGAGGACAGGAAGAAUUUACCUUACACAGACGCUGUGAUUCAUGAAAUCCAGAGAAUGGCGAAUGUAUUGCCCAUGAGUCUGCCCCAUAUGACCAGCUGUGAUGUGAACUUCAAUGGAUAUCUCAUCAAGAAGGGGACGUGUGUUCUGCCACUGCUGACGUCUGUUUUGAGAGAUGAUAGCGAGUGGAAGACGCCCGACACUUUUAACCCUGAACACUUCCUCAAUGAGAACGGUCAGCUGAUCAAACGUGACGCCUUCAUGCCCUUCUCUGCAGGACGCAGAAUUUGUUUAGGAGAGGGUUUGGCCAGGAUGGAGCUCUUUCUGUUCUUCACUUCUCUUCUUCAGUGUUUUCACUUCACUCCUCCACCUGGAGUUUCUGAAGAUGAAUUGGAUCUCACACCAGUUGUGGGUCUCGUUGUUCCCCCUUCACCACACAAACUGUGUGCAGUCAAUAGGGCAGAAAAACACAACCUCAAGUUAUAAAUAAAAUAGCAGAGUAACUAAAUCAGUAUAUACCUGAUGAUUGUAAAACAUAAAGACUCUUACAUUGGGUCCAGUGACUUCUUUUUUAGCCCGUCUGUAUUUAGCCCGUCAUGAGCUUGCUGCCGACACUUCAAAGGGGUUUAUGAUUGCCAGAUACGCAUUUAAUUUCAGAGUAAUCAGAGUUUAGUGUUAAGUUAGUGCCUUGCAAGUAUUUUGUAAACAUGAGUGUCUCUUUCUCAUAAACCCUUUUGACGUUUGUGCAGCAGGGACUUAUUUAGACAAGAAACACAAUCUACAUAAUUUGAAAUUGCACCAAUCGGAAGAGAAGCCACCGGCUACCACUGGACACUUGUAUCACAUUAUUAUUCAUUCAUUAUAAGACCCUUAGACUAUUAUAUUAUCUCAUUAGCUUUUACAUGAUACAUGUACAUUCCCCGUCUAAACAAAUUUAAUUGUAUUUCAAGUUGGUGUAAAAAUAUAUAUGCUGUAUAAAUAUAUGCAGAUCAAUUAUGCAUUUGGUUUUUAAGGUAAAAAAAACUCUUUGGUGUUGCUUUAAUGAUUAAUGGUAAAACUUGGCUUGCUGUUGUCGAAAUUGCAGCUGGACGCGGAGGCCUGAAGGCUGCCUUAUAUACGCCCAUGAUGAUGAUGACUGACAGGCCUGAAUGUUUAGGCUCCUCCCAAACCUAAGUUUAGAACUACAUGUGGUGCAAAAAUCAUGGUAUUGGGAUGUUUUUCUACUACCAUGUUGGGCCUAUUUCUCUUAUAUAAGGGACCAUGGAUCAGUUUGAAUACAUCAGAAUACUUGAAGAGAUUAUGUUGCCCUUUGCCGAAGAGGAAAUGCCCCUAAAAUGGGUAUUUCAACAAGACAACAACCCCAAACACACAAACAAGAUGCAAAAUCUUGGUUCCAGACAAAGAGGAUUGAGGUUAUGGAGUGGCCAGCUCAAUCCCCUGAUUUCUAACCCAUUAAAAACUUGUGGGGUGAAAAAUUGACAAGGAACUGUGGAUCCUGGGUUAAAAUACCUGUUUCUGGGUGCCAGAAGUUGGUUGACUUGAUUUGA
Paramisgurnus dabryanus is the source of this 2653-nucleotide messenger RNA. Its product is annotated as cytochrome P450 2K1-like. Gene Ontology annotation, molecular function: oxidoreductase activity, acting on paired donors, with incorporation or reduction of molecular oxygen, reduced flavin or flavoprotein as one donor, and incorporation of one atom of oxygen; heme binding; iron ion binding. Gene Ontology annotation, cellular component: cytoplasm; intracellular membrane-bounded organelle. Gene Ontology annotation, biological process: xenobiotic metabolic process. The record is from RefSeq and is a predicted model, not a curated record. NCBI's taxonomy places the organism in Eukaryota, Metazoa, Chordata, Actinopteri, Cypriniformes, Cobitidae.